UUUUUUUUUUUUUAAAUACCUAUAAAUAUACGUUCCAUAGACGCGCUCAUGUACGCGAACGUAUACGCAUAUAUUAGUGUACGCAUUGUGUAUACGCAUAUAUAUUUCGAACGAUUGCGCACAGUACAAAAUAUCUGACUGACAGCUGGCAGCACGACACGCAGGAGUGGCAGAUCAUGUAACGAAUUCUAAUUGGAAAAGAUAAUAUCUGUUGGUUUGAGAGCAAAACCACUGCCAAGAUUAUAUUAGAAGAAUUAGCAGGAUAGGCAGACGCAGGCAGAAUAGCGGGGGUGGGGGUGGGAGAUUCAGAGGCGGUAUGACACGACCUCCUAACAAUGACAACCUUAUGACCUUUAAAUUGGUCGUGGUUGGCGAUGGAGGAGUUGGAAAAAGUGCAUUAACCAUACAGUUCUUUCAAAAAUUAUUUGUCACCGAUUAUGAUCCUACCAUCGAGGAUAGCUAUAUCCAACACACGGAAGUAGAUAAACAAUGGUGUAUUCUAGAUGUGCUAGAUACAGCUGGCCAAGAAGAAUUUAGUGCCAUGCGUGAACAAUACAUGAGGAAGGGUGAUGGAUUUUUAUUGGUAUAUUCUGUGACAGACAAACAGUCUUAUGAAAAUAUUAUCAACUUCCAUACUCAAAUUCUUAGAGUAAAAGACAGAGAUGUCUAUCCAAUGCUUCUUGUUGCCAAUAAGGUUGAUUUGGUACAUUUAAGAAAAGUGACGGAGGAACAGGGACGGGAAUUGGCACAUCGUCUGGGUAUUCCUUAUAUUGAAACUUCUGCCAAAGAUCCACCUCUAAAUGUGGAUGCUGCGUUUCAUGAAGUUGUACGCAUUAUUAGAAAUCAACCGCCAGCUGAAUUGGAAAAAAAUCGUCGGAAACGGAGACGUACUGGAAAAUGCAAUGUUUUAUAAAGUCUUCGUAAUUUUAUUGGGAAAGGAGUAAGGUUUAUUAUUUACUAUUGCACACAUUUAUUCAUACAAAAAUGCCACAAAGCUAAAACGAAAUUUGAAACCUUUAGUCCUGAAGUAUGCAUUGGUGCUUAUGUUUAACGAGUAGUCCUAUAUAUUUCAUUUAUUACUAAUAUACUCGAGUAUAAUAUUAGUAACUCUGUUCUAUUAUCAAUUAAUGUUUCUUCAAAUUGGUACGCGAAAUAAGAUUCAGUAACAGAUACCACCAACUAAAAAAAAAAAAAAAAAAAAAAAAAAAAAAAAAAAAAAAAAAACAAAGAAAACAAAAAAAAAAUAUGGCAUAGUUGUAUUCGUCAUAUUGUAUUUCGCAUCAGUUUAGAUUAAGCAACCAAAAGUACAUUGAUAAUAUUGGCUGUUCAUCUUAUGUAUGAUACGAGGAGACUACGUCUUCAUUCUUGCAUACACAUCAAUUUUCUACCAUCGAUAAUGUAAUAUGGAAUUGAACGUUUUUUAUUGCAUAAUUAUAGGGAAGGUUUUUAACUUCUCCUUGUAAGGUCUUGUCAUGAAAUGACUAUAAUGGUUUUAUAUGUCGACUCAGCUCAUUUUUAAAACGGCUGUCGAAAGUUCUAGCUUUAAGCAUAUUUAUUUUAUUACAAUUAUUUAUCCCCCUUUUCAAUUAUGGUUGAUCUUCUAACAUAAGAUACAAAGCUUCCAUGAAUUUAUUAUUUUCAAAUAAUUCGUAUUAUAAAUAAAAAAAAAUUUUCUUUUUCUAAUAUAUAUAUAUAUUAUCAACUACUGUGGCCUUAAUGUUUCUACAUUCAAAUAUUUCUCACAGAAUUUUAUAUAUGUCUCUGCAUAUAUCCUUUUGCUAUUAUGUGUAUAUAAUAUUCGUACUUGUGUUCAUUAUAACCAGUGAUGUUUCGCUUUAAUGUGCUAAAUAGAUUAUGUCUCACUGGAAUCAAUACAAGCUUAUCUAUGUUUGAUGUUUUAUGUUUAAAUGUCAAAUAACUUACUAUAAAAUUAAUAUGUAAUAAUAAUAUCUCGUUCAUUUGAUAGAUAUAAUUAAUUAUAUUAUUAUUAUUUAAAAUUAGAUUAUACAAGAGUAUAUCAUAAAGAUUAUGUUGGAAGACAACUCAUUUUCUUGUUAUAAGUAUCUGGUAUUAUGAUUUUUCUUUCUUCUUCUUCUUUUUUUUUUUUUUUCAUUUUUUUCUUUUUUUUUCUGUUCGUAAUUGAUUACAUCGAAAUUUUCAUUAUCUCUAUGCAUUGUUUUUCUAUACAGAUAUUCUCUAUAAAUUCUUUGCUCGUAUAUUUAACGUUUUAAUUUCAUUCAUUGAAAUACGUAGCUCAAAUUAUCUUUUCAUAAAAAAUUUUGUAAAUAUUAUCCAAAAUAUUAAUAAUAAUUUAAAAAAAAAGAAAAAAAUAAAAGGAAAAUUUUAAUUUGUUGGUAACGAUUAUAUUAGGCAUUUAAUAUUGCCUAAUGAAUAAAAACUAUUAUUCUGAAUCAGGAAUAAAACUAUAUAUAAGACAAUAUUGUCUUUCCUAAUAGUUAGUUUGUCUUUUUAAUUUAUCUUCAUAUUAUCAUUUUUUAUGUGCAUUUCAUUCUGUUAACACAGAAAGUCUAUUAAAAAAAUUUUAACAAACUUAAAAUGUUGAAACAUAUAGGUAUUUUUUAAUAGUCAAAUUUUUUUAUUUAAGUAUUAUAAAAGAAUGUUAUGUUUUUUUUUAUUUUUUGUUUUUUUCUUUAUCAUCUUUUGAUAAUGUCUUUUUUUUUUUUUUUUUGAAUGAAUUCAAUGUUUAUAUUUUAAGUUAAUGAAGAUCAAUAUGUCAGUCCUUUUUAUAUAAUAAGAAAAUGAUGCCAUGGCCUACAUUAGCAUUUAAUUGCAAUAUAUAUAUAUAUAUGUAUAUGUAUAUAUGUAUAUGUAUAUAUAUAUAUACAUAUAUAUGUAAAAUAUAUAUACAAAGAAAUACUAAAAGUGCGUAUAUUUGUAAGUCAAACUUAAUGUUAAAUGUACUAUUCAAAAAUCAAUGAAAGGAUUUUUCUCGAAUCUAACGAAGGAGAAAUCGAGCAAUGUCAUUGUGCAUUAUAAAAUUUAGUUUUACACAUUAAAUAGAAUCAUAGAAAAAUUGAUUGGGGUGAUGCGUUCGAAAGUGUUAUAAUAUUCUGUUGUGUUUACUUUACCGUCUCUCUUUAUCCAUUUAAUUUUAAAUAUUUCGAUAUAAUUUAUAUUUGGAUAAAUCUGAAAACAUUUCAAAAAUACAUAUAUGUCAUUGCGUAUAGCCAUUUAAGAUAGAAUUUCUACAAUGAACGAAUAUUCGGUUAUAAGGAAAUUUCAUUGAACGAUUUGACCAUAAUUUGUCUGUGAAAAAAGUUCAAAACUUUAGCUCAGGCAUGGUUAUAUCUAAAAUAAAUUAAUUUAAAAUUUUUUUUUUGCUUUCCUCUUCUUUUUUUUUUUUUGUCGUUAUCACAAUUGCAAUAAUAUUUUUGAGAGUGCAAUUAAGUACAACCGAAUAUCAUGCUUUAUCAUCGAUAUAUUGUCGUUAUAUCAUUAUAAAAUACAAUAUUGAAAGUAUUUCUAAUAAUCACGAAAAAAGGUUUAUUCUAUGUACGAUGUAUGAAAUCAUGUUCUUUUAAUUUGUUUAUUUGUACGUGAUAUUAAUUGUUGCAAAUAUUGACUAAAUUGAAAGAGCGAGAGAGAGAGAGAGAGAGAGAGAGAGAGAGAGAGAGAGAGAAAGAAAGAAUAGAGUAAAUGUUUUGGAAUGAAUUUUUAAUUUUUUUUUUUUUGUUUUUUAUUUUUUUUUCAAUUUGGUAGGUACAACGUUACAUGUUAAAAACAAAUGUUCUUUAUUUAUGAACAUUUCUCGCUGCUGACAAGGUGACACGAGUGUGUGUAUAUUAGCGACAUGCGUGGGUGCGAAUUUGUGUGAUUCUCUGAAAUUGAAUUUAUUUGAAAACAAAAAAAGAAAAAAUAUAUAUGUACGUAUAUUUUGUAAUCUUUGUUUACCAUCGAUAACGCGUAUGUUAUUAAUAAUAUAGGUACGUGGUCGCUAUAAUAUUUUUCACGAAACAUUGUUUAUAUAUGUUUAUUUACAGCACAAACAAAUAAUAUUUAUUUUAUGCGUCAUUUUAAUUUAAAAAUAUAUUGAUUUGUUCGUCCGUAUUUUAUAACUCAUACAUACACACACGCACGUACGCACACACACACACACACACACACACACACACGCACCCAUACAUUUAUAUAUUUUUUCUUUUCUUUUUUUUUUUUUUCCUUUUUUUUUUUUUAUUCGAGUGGAACUACUUACAAUUAGUAUAAAAAACAAUCUUUUUUAUAAGGCAAAUAUAAAAACGAAUAAGAAGGUAGUGUAUGUACCUGCACAAAUGGAUAAACUUCUCAAUACAACGCGUAAAAUAUAUAUAUCGAAACGUAA
Molecule: messenger RNA, 4339 nt
Organism: Vespa velutina
Lineage: Eukaryota; Metazoa; Arthropoda; Insecta; Hymenoptera; Vespidae
Product: ras-related protein M-Ras-like
Exons: 4
Coding region: 317-913 (198 amino acids)
Biological process (GO): signal transduction
Cellular component (GO): plasma membrane
Molecular function (GO): GDP binding; GTPase activity; GTP binding
Source: RefSeq, a predicted model, not a curated record